Dermacentor andersoni is the source of this 1566-nucleotide messenger RNA. Its product is annotated as beta-1,3-galactosyltransferase 5-like. Lineage: Eukaryota; Metazoa; Arthropoda; Arachnida; Ixodida; Ixodidae. Gene Ontology annotation, molecular function: hexosyltransferase activity. The record is from RefSeq and is a predicted model, not a curated record. Gene Ontology annotation, biological process: protein O-linked glycosylation. Gene Ontology annotation, cellular component: Golgi membrane.
GCGGCAAGACCGCGUGGUCACUUAUGCAGGCGGAACCGUCGCCUUCUCCCGUACUCAGGGUAGCAUGGUUGAAACAGAAGAAUACGCGGACAGAUACCAAGAGGAGCGGCGAAUUCCAGCUACGACUUCCGCUAUUGUGGUGCAGAAACAAAGGUGGUGCCGGCUCAAGAACGCAGCGCAAGCCAAAAAUCACAUGAUAUUCCCGCUGCGGCCUUCAGCCUGGUUCCAGUGUCGCCUCAAGAUUGUUGCCAUCGCAGCAGUGCUUACACUUCUUGCUUACCUACUUCUACGCCUCCUAGCGCCUGUGAUCAGAGCAAGUUUAUCAGAGACUCCUCUUAGGUGGUUCCCAGACCCGGAAAUCGCUAAGAAAGCUAUACCGCUCGAGCGGCUAUACAAUGAGCCGCGCAAAUACCUCAUAAAUCCUCAAGACGUGUGCCCCACAGAUGUUCCAAUCGACUAUCUCUUCAUGGUCUACUCUGCACCUCAAUAUGUCGAAGCCCGAAGCGUCAUUCGACGAACGUGGGCAAAUGACGCGAAGAAGUACGCUGGAAACAGGGUCCUUUUUCUCUUCGGCAAGCCCAGCACCGCUAAGUUGCAGAGCGCUCUGGAGUUUGAAUCGCAGCAGUACGGGGACAUCGUGCAAGAGGAUUUCUUGGACACCUACAAGAACCUAACGCUGAAGACGGUGAUGAUGCUUCGAUGGGCGACGCACCAUUGCCCACAGGCCCGCUUCGUCGUCAAAAUAGACGACGACUGCUUCCCUAACCUGGCCAAUUUUUACCGGGCCAUGCAUGGUCAAGCAGAGGACGCGAUCUACGGUGAACUGCGGCAUCGCGACGUACCGCUGCGCGAGCCCACUCACAAGUGGUACAUCUCGCGCGAAGAGUUCCCCAGGGACAUGUUUCCGGACUACAUCACGGGAGGCAUGUAUGCCAUCGGGGGCCGCGUCGUGAAUCUUCUGUACAGGGCCACGGGACAGGUUAAGUUCUUUCGCGUUGAGGACAUGUAUCUCACCGGAAUGUGCGCGGAGCGAGCGGGUGUCGCGAGGACUAACUUGGUGGGGACGUACAACCUCAAGCUGUCUUCCCUGUGCGAUUACAAGAAGGCCAUCUAUGGUCACCACGUGACGCCCAUGGAGAUGAACGAACUGUGGUACGCCAUGAGGCGUCUCGAGUACACGUGUCGUCGAAUCUUAUUCAGUGUUCAUCUAUGCUACUGCCGACCAGUAGACACGUCGGCUGGUUUGGCCAUUGAGACGCCCGUGUUUUGAAAAGAGUGUCGCGUAAUCUUUUGGUAUGAAUUAAGAGCCUUUGAAGGCAUAGCCGCAAACAGUCCACAUGCUAAAAAAAAAAAAAACAAGACUCUGUUUUAAUCGCAUAUUUUAUUGAAUAUUUGGCGUACGCAGGUCAGUGUGUUUCUUAGAUCUCUUCGUAUUAGCACUGUGAAUAACUUAUUUCUUCCGUACCUGUUCCUUUAAAGGAGUGGGAAGGGCACCUAGAAGCUCCAGUAGAAGAAGAUAACGCUACGCGAAAGGCGAAACAUCCAAAUAAAGUUUUUUUUAAUGUC